Messenger RNA from Castor canadensis (American beaver), 957 nucleotides. NCBI's taxonomy places the organism in Eukaryota, Metazoa, Chordata, Mammalia, Rodentia, Castoridae. The record is from RefSeq and is a predicted model, not a curated record.
AUGGUAGCUCAGUCAACCACAGCGCAACAGAGAGGCGCUUUCCUCCUGCUUGGUUUCUCAGACUGGCCCUCCCUAACACGCCGGUUUCUCUUCGCCCUUGUCCUCUUCUGCUACCUCCUGACUCCUCCGGCACACUCCGUGCUUGUGCUGCUGGCAGUGCGCGAAUCGAGCCUGCACAGGCCCAUGUCUACUAUUCCUCUGCCACCUGCCCUGGUGGACGCGGGAUUCACCACGAGCGUGGUGCCGCGCUUGUGGUCAACCUUGGCGGCCCCGGCGCUCUGCCUGCCCCGCGGCGGCUGCAUGGCCAGCUGUAACGCGUCGGCUGGCUCUGGCUCGGCCGAGUGCGCUCUGGCGGUGAUGGCGCUGGAACCGCGCGGCGCCGUGUGCCGCCCGCUGCGCUACACCGGGCUCGCCUCGCCCACCUCUGCCCGCGCGCUGGCCGGCACCGCCUGGCUCGGCGGCCUCACCAACUCCGCCGCGCAAACCGCGCUCCUGGCGGCGCGGCCUCUGUGCGCGCCCCACCAGCUGGACCACUUCAUCUGCGAGCUGCCAGCGCUGCUCAAGCUGGCCUGCGGCGGCGGCAGAAACACCAUCGAACGACAGAUGUUCGCCGCCCGCGUGGUCAUCCUGCUGGUGCCGACCAUCGUCAUCCUGGCCUCUUACGGGGCGGUGGGACGCGCUGUGUGGGACAUGCGGUCCAGCGGAGGCCGGAGAAAAGCGGUGGGCACUUGUGGCUCCCACCUGACAGCGGUAUGCCUUUUCUAUGGUUCCGCCAUAUACACCUACCUGCAACCCACGCACAGCUACAACCAGGGACGGGGCAAGUUCGUUUCACUCUUCUACACCGUAGUCACGCCAGCCCUUAACCCGCUCAUCUACACGCUCAGGAAUAAGGAAGUGAAAAGGGCAGCGAGGAAACUCCUCGGGAGUCUCUGGAGAGGGCAGGUCGGACAGUGA